This is a messenger RNA of Drosophila ficusphila, 1527 nucleotides long. Its product is annotated as peritrophin-48. Gene Ontology annotation, molecular function: chitin binding. Gene Ontology annotation, cellular component: extracellular region. Lineage: Eukaryota; Metazoa; Arthropoda; Insecta; Diptera; Drosophilidae. The record is from RefSeq and is a predicted model, not a curated record. The transcript has 2 exons. The coding region runs from base 57 to 1469 and encodes 470 amino acids.
CGAAUCGCCAGGAACAGUAUACGACUGAAGAGCCACCAAAAAUCAAGAGCUAAAUAAUGGGUGGACAGAAAGGAGCCAUCUUUGCAGCUUUGGCGCUGCUAAUUGUGUGCGCUGCUCCGGCGAAGGCGGAGGUGAAUGUGACCGCCUUGUGCCUGCUGGUCAGCAGCGGCAACUAUGUGGCCAGCCAGACGGACUGCAGCACGUACUACCAGUGCCAGGGAUCCACGUACACGACCAUGUCCUGUCCCACGGGCUACUACUUCGACAAGAAUGCCCAGCAGUGCACCGGAUCGGUGCCGGCCACCUGCACCAGCAGCAGCAGUCCCUGUUUGGGCAAGGCGGUGGGUUCCUUUGCGGCCUCCAGUUCCUCCUGCGGUGGCUACUACUACUGCGGAGCCAAUGGCGCCGUCAAGGGAAGCUGUCCGGCCGGGGAGAACUUCAAUCCCACCACGAUGGCCUGUGUGUAUGCCAACCAAUAUCCCUGCACCGAUCCCUCAUCCUCGAGUAGCAGCGACAGCCUCAGCGGCAGUGGAACUGUUUCCCAGACCCUCAACCUGUGCAACCUGAUCCGCGAUGGUCUCUACUUCGGCAGCCCGACCAACUGCAGCAACUGGAACUACUGCCAGGAUAAUGUGUUGCACUCGGGACCCUGCAAGUCUGGACUGGUGUUCAAUGUGAAGGCGGUUAACUGUGGCUAUCAGACGGUCUCUUCCUGUUCGCAGGUGACCAACGAUCCCUCCCUGACCGGAACUCCCAUCGCUACCACUUGCUCCACUCCGGGAUCCUUCAUUGCUGCGACAGCCUGCAAUCAGUACUACAUGUGCUCGGCCAGCAACACCUACCAGCUGAUGACCUGCCCAGCGGGUUACUUCUACGACACCAUCUCGAAGGCCUGCGUGGUGAGGGAGAAUGCGCGGAACAACUGCGACCGCUGUGCCGGCACCACCAUGACCUUCGUGAACGCCUACUCCAGCAGCAACUGCUCCGACUAUCUGUACUGCGUCAAUGGCGUCCAGCGAGCGGUGGAGUCCUGCCCCACUGGCCACUACUUCAACGAGAAUCUGGGUGGAUGCACCACUGGCACGGAGCCGCAGUUCCUCUGCUGCAACCCGAACUUGAGCAGCGGCAUUGCCACCACUCCGGCUCCCUCUGGAAAUUCCACGGACACGGGAUCUUCCUCAGGAAAUUCCACGGACACUUCCUCCGGAACUUCCUCUGGAUCUUCUUCCGGAACUUCCACCGAUACUUCUUCUGGAACUUCCUCCGGAACUUCUUCCGGAACUUCCUCCGGAACUUCCACCGAUACUUCUUCUGGAACUUCCUCCGGAACAUCUUCUGGAACUUCCACCGAUACUUCUUCUGGAACUUCUUCCGGAACUUCCACGGAUACUUCUUCUGGAACCUCUUCCGGAACUUCCACAGAUACUUCUUCCAAGACAGAUACUUCGACCGGAACUUCAGGAAAAUAAUCCAUACGCAUCUUCUUUAUUUUCAAAAAUACUGAAAAAAAAAAAAUAUAUAUAUAAA